CUCAGCUCUCUUUCCCUCUGCGUCUGCGCCAUUUUCGUCUCUUCUCCAACUCCAACCCAAUAUCGAAGCCCCAUCCUCCCCCACUCUCUCGAUCUCCAUGACAUUGACGUCUUGAGAUUCUCUCUCUCUCCCUCUCUCUCUCAUAUGCGGGCGGUUCUGUUUCCACCUUCAUGGCGUCGCUGACUCCCGGCGUUUUAUCCAAGCUGCUUCAGAAUGUCGGCAACAGGGAGGUCAAGGUCGCCGGAGAGCACCGCUCCCCCCUCUUGCAGGUCAUAGGCAUUGUGCCGGCCCUUGCCGCCGCCGACGACGCCGAUCCUUGGCGGAACAAGGGUUUCUUCGUCCGAGUCUCCGACUCCGUGCACUCGGCUUACGUGUCGAUAUCCGACGAGGACGUGGAUUUGAUUUUGACGGAUAAGAUUCAGCUCGGCCAGUUCAUUCACGUGGCGUGGCUCGACGCGGCUUCCCCCGUCCCCGUGCUCCGCGGGGUCCGGCCGGUGCCGAGGAGGCGCCCCUGCGUCGGCAACCCCAAGGAUUUGAUCUCCAGCGACUUGCUAUCGGUUCCUGCCAAAGUGGAGGCUGCGGGGAAGAAGGGGCCGAAGGCGGCGAAGAGGGCGGAGACGAAGGCGGUGGUGAAGAGAGCCGUAUGCGAAGAGCCGAUGCCGAGGCGGCUUUUGAUGGAAGGGUCGGAGUCGAGGAGGUUGAGCUUGGACUCGAGCCGGAGAGGUUGGGAACGGAGUGAGGUGGCUAAGAACAGUCCACGGCCUUCAUCAGUUUCGAGAUUGAAAGGGUCUUCCAGUUCAUCCGAUAAUGCUGUUGGUGUAAGCUCUGGUAGGAAAGCUUAUUCUGAAAAGGAUUCUGCCGUAAAGCGUUCAAAUUUAAGUAUUUCACCACCGCUUAAGAAUGAAAAUGAGAAUGUUUCACAGAAGAUAGUAAGCAAGCCUCAAGGAAAAUAUUUGAAGUAUCCCACUGAAGUUACUCUACCAAGCCCUUUCCAAAAGGUGCCCCUCAGUUUUAAAACUUGGUCUAAUAAGAUGUCUUUGGACUCAGUUCCUCAUGUUGUUCGUGAUCUUGGGAAGGAUGCUAUCACUCAUCGGGAUCAUGCAUUUUUGGCUUCUGUAUAUGCACUGGAAGAAGCAUCAGUUUCAAAUUGUGUCAUCCAAUGCAUGAGCAUGUUUGCAGAACUGUGCCAGUCCUCCCAGAAAGAUUCUGCAGGAAAAGUAGUAGAGCAAUAUUUGAACCUUCAUCAUGCUAUGCAGAAAGCAACAACUGAUGUUUAUGCCUUGCUCAGCAGAAGACUUCAGGAACCAAAAACCAGCCCUCUCUUGAAUCGUCAACUGCCAGAAAUCUGUGCAGAUCUACCCAACAAGAAUGCCAUAUCAUGGAUUCGAGCCGCUGUGGAGACAGAUCUGUCCAGAUUCUAUUUGUUCAGAAAUGAAGAAGAAAGGGACGUUUUGAAUGGUGAGAAAUGCCAUCUAGUUGUCUUGGAGAACACAGUAAAGAAAGCCGAGCAUGAGAACCAUUCACCUCAACACAAGCAAAGCCCCAGUAACCAUAAAAGCUCCUUUCCAGAGUCAAGUGUCAAAGGGCCAUCUCCAAGUCACAGGUCUUCCUUAACUACUAAGAUAACCCAGAGGGAGGGAUGGUCAAAGGGCAAUGGGUUAAAAGAGGUAGCUACUUUGGCGGGAAAACUUGUAUCAGUAUGUGGUGCGUGGUUUUUGGACUACUUAGAGGAUGCAUUGAACAGAGAAUUUGGAUUGAAGACAGGAGACUCAGGAUCUGAAACCUCAGAUGUCCUUAGGCAGCUUAAAAGGGUUAAUCAAUGGUUGGAUGACUCAUUCAUCAAAGGAACUGGAGCUGACGUGAGGAUAGAGAGCUUAAAGCAGAAGCUCUAUCAAUUUCUACUGCAGCAUAUUGAUUCUGCUAUAGGUAAAUGAGGUACAAAUUGACUUCUAACUAGGAUAUCUGUGUUUUACUGAGCAUGUCAGUUGAGAUCUGAUGCCAUGUAGUUUAGAAGAGUUUAGCAUACAGCUCCUAGUUGUUUUAGCCAAAAAGCAUAUGAAACCAUCUAAUGUAGUUUUAACUUAGCUGACUAGAAAUGAACAAAAGUUGGUGAAAGAAUUGUGAGUUGUAACUCUUAUACUCU
Molecule: messenger RNA, 2143 nt
Organism: Diospyros lotus (date-plum)
Lineage: Eukaryota; Viridiplantae; Streptophyta; Magnoliopsida; Ericales; Ebenaceae
Exons: 4
Coding region: 171-1934 (587 amino acids)
Source: RefSeq, a predicted model, not a curated record